Molecule: messenger RNA, 511 nt
Organism: Lepisosteus oculatus (spotted gar)
Lineage: Eukaryota; Metazoa; Chordata; Actinopteri; Semionotiformes; Lepisosteidae
Source: RefSeq, a predicted model, not a curated record
AUGGUUUUGACAGAGGAGAAGAUGCUUACGAACGGAGAGCCCGACGAGCAUCAGAGCGGCGCCGGCUUCCCUGUGUUUGACGUGUUUGAUCCCUUGUCACCCGUGUCUCUGCAGGACCCCCUGGUGGCGAUCCGGGAGCAGUGCGAGCAGACGGAGCACUGCGUGCACGCGCGGGAGAAGCUGGAGGCCUGCGAGGCGCGGGUCAGCUCCCGGUCGCAGACGCUGGAGGAGUGCACGGAGGAGCUCUUCGACUUCCUGCAUGCCAGGGACCACUGCGUGGCGCACAAGGCCUUCAAAAUGAUUAAGUGAAGUCUGCACAGCUCUGGCGUCAAGCUCCAGUUUCUGUGGUAGAUGUCAUACAGCUGUGAAGUCUGUAUUUAAAUAAGAAAAUGGCGCCGAUCAGAAAAGUUCCUGAUGUCCGUUUCUUCCCCAUGCAGUUUCAGGAAAUGUUUGAAAACCUCAGCUAACUGUGUAUGUGUCCACAUGUGAAUAAAAUGACAUUCUUUCUGAA